GCAGUCUGAGAAAUGGCCGCUUAGGGGGAGACCUCCGUGCACCAUUGCAACUUUUGCUCUGAAUUUCGACAUUACGGCUCUCAGAUUACAUUUAUCUCCUCUCUGAGUGAGUCAAGCAGCUAUUCGACCUACAGUUGCUGGAUAAAAUGGCAUCUAAACGCGUCAGUCCACCUAAAACCAGGCAACGUGAUAACGCUAAAGAUGGCGCGGGCGACCGAGAAGAGAUUGCUAGCAUACACGAGCUUCUCAAUAUAGUGGAGCUGCAGGAAACAUCCCGCCGCAACAAUCUGCGAUUUCAGGGUUUUCCAGAGCAUUGCGAAGGGAGAGGCCCAGCAGAAUUCCUGUGGGAUGUGAUUCCUGAGAUGCUCGGCUUGGAGUUCCCGUCUGGGCUCGUGGUGGAGCGAUGUCACCGCUUGGCAGCCGCUCGUAUGGGGAGCAACAGGCCGGAGAGAAUUCCCAUCACCCGGUUCCUUAACUGGGAGGACAAGGAGUCAGUAACCAACGCGGCGAGGGAAAAGGGUGAAAUCCGCUGGAAUGGCAACCUCAUCAGGACCUUCCAGGACUAUUCAAAAGAAACGGUGUCUUUGCGGCAAAGUGUUGAGAAUGCAAGAGGCCGCAGGAAAGCUUUCAAACUGAAAUACCCGGCGGUUCUCUGUAUCGCUACGGGGGGCGGAGGAGAGCGGCGUUUUGAGAGUGCUCGCACCGCGCUGAGCUUCAUUUCAGCCCUACAGCCGGUGGCCGAGCCCCCACCUGAUGGCGCAUUGUACCGCGGGAGUCCUGGACUUGAUGUAGGCCAGAUUGGCCGUUAAACAUGGCUUAGCAACAGAGAACUUGAAGGACUCUGAGGCUGUAAUGGCUGAAAGGCUUUGUACCAGAGAAACUCCCAUCCAGUAGACUUCACCUCACAGGUCAGAGUAACUGUGUCUCCAGUGUAGACAGAGCGCUGAGGAUCCACCUUCACAGUCGGUGUGGGUUUUCCUGUUGGUAUGAAAUGAUGAAUCAGAGCCGCUUUUCAUUUUACAACACAAGCAGUAGUUCAAUCAUCUUAUACACUGUAUUUUAUUAAUGAGUCUUUAAAUC
This is a messenger RNA of Pygocentrus nattereri (red-bellied piranha), 1080 nucleotides long. RefSeq lists its product as uncharacterized. Gene Ontology annotation, molecular function: single-stranded RNA binding. The record is from RefSeq and is a predicted model, not a curated record. Bases 147 to 809 code for a protein of 220 amino acids. Gene Ontology annotation, cellular component: ribonucleoprotein complex. Gene Ontology annotation, biological process: retrotransposition. Lineage: Eukaryota; Metazoa; Chordata; Actinopteri; Characiformes; Serrasalmidae. The transcript is spliced from 2 exons.